UGCAGCUUUGAUACUACAUUCCGUGGAUGAAGAUUGCUAAAUAACCUUGUGACGAUACAGCUCAAAUAUGGAGACAACAAAUGGAGAAAAUGGUUCAUCGAAGACGGAGAAGAAAGAAAAUCGCAUUUCCUAUUCUGUGGAGACCCCUUAUGGCUUUCACCUGGACCUUGACUUUCUGAAAUAUGUACAUGAUAUUGAAAGGGGUAAUACAAUCAAAAGGAUACACAUCCACAGAAGAGCCAAGCAGUCCAAAUUUAGCACUCUUCCUCGAAACUUUAGUGUUCCGGACACUGGUUCACAGGGUUACUCUCAAGCCUCCAGUAAUACCUGGUGCCCCAGUAGCUAUAGAGCUGGACCCAAGGACAGCGAAAUGUUUUCAGGAAGCGAGUCUGCUUUACGUCUGAGAUAUGUGCAUGAGCUGAAUUACAGAAGGAGGGAUAAUAUAUACGAUGCUCACAAAGCCUUGGGAGAGUUGGCCCCAGAAGAUUUUAGCAGCUGCAGAGAUAGACCCCAAUUUGGAAGAGCUUCUAGCCUUCCAGCCAGCUUACCACAAAGCACAACUUCGCCAGACCAAUGCCAGUACCUAAGACUGCCACAGUCCACAAGCAGCUUCAGUGAAAGCAGGCUGGAGUUCAUGAAAGGCUCCCAACAUUCUGAUGAGCAGAUUGCGGCUGCGUUCAAAAGAAUAAAAGAACUUGAAGAACAGUUGAAAACUAUUCCUGAACUAAAACAAACAAUAUUUGUACUGGAGGAAGAAAAUAAUAAAUUACAUUCUCAACUUGUUAAUGUCAGAGAGGAGCAGGAGGCUGUGAAAUUGACCAUUUCUGAAAGCAAAGCCAAAGCUGAGGACAUUGGGAAUGGACUACAUGAAGCCCAUGAUCAGUCAAGCGUCAACGAUUUAAAUAACUCUCUGUGUUCAGGUGCUAAUCAACAAAUUGCAGAAUUGACCGAACAACUGGACGACCGUAGCAGAGAGGUGCAAAAUCUCAGGGUGCUGGUGGAGAAACAGAGCAAUGAAUUGAAGGCAAAGGAUGUAUAUAUUGCAGAUCUGACGAGGAUGAUGGGAACAAUGGAAGAAGCUAGAAGACAAUCCGUAGACAGACAGCACAAAGAUGCAUCGGUGAACACGGAGGAAAUCCAAACUGUCAAGAAGGAAAGUUUAGACAAAAACACCUAUGCCAAUAUUUCAGUUAUGACUCAGUCGGUGGGAUGUGGUGUACUACCUGCAGAUCUAGAUCAACCUCCAGAUGAGAGGAAAGAUGGUAAUGAGGUGUGUGAGCAUGCUGUAGAAACAUCGGGCCCAUUGACUGAUAGGAAGAUACUGAUGGAUCAGGAGGUUGUUGGAUGUGAUAUUGAAAAAGAGAAAGUUACAAAUACUGGUGCCAUGGAAAGUGAAAUAGUGCAUGAGAUGGUGGACUCCCAAACCCAUCUGGUUCAAAUGUGUGACAACAGUGCCUGUGGAUACGAAGUUCUGGUCGAUAAUAAACAUUGCUCGGUUGAUGUUCAACCUUCCACAGAGGCUUCCAUUGGACAUUAUGUAAAACGGAUACAGGAUCUUCUGCAGGAGCAAUGGACGUGUCUGGAGAUUGGAUAUCCAGACCUGGCCAGUGCCAUAAAGCAGCCUGCUUCCAAACUCAGUUCCAUCCAGAAUCAGCUGGUCAAUUCCCUUAAUCUGUUGUCAUCUGUUUAUUCUGCUCAGGGAGCACCAGCAAAAGAGACUGAGAAGACAGAAAGCCAACUAGGAGAAACGUCCCCCAUAAAUAGCCUGAAGUCCAUUAUGAAGAAGAAGACUAAUAGUGGACGUUCGAGUUCAGGCAGCGAAGCUCGAGCUAAGAAGAAUCUCCAGUUUGUUGGGGUCAAUGGUGGCUAUGAAACGACAUCAAGUGAGGAUUCCAGCUCCUCAGAGGAAUAUGGAGGUGGCGAUGUGGAGAAGGCUGAAAUAUCAACACAAGAUGCUGAAAAUAAUCAGAUAGUCGAUCUGGUUAUUGCCGAAACAAGAGACAGAGAGGAAGAGUUACAGGCUUCCCCAGAGCCAGCAGGAUCAGAGACCCAACAGCAGAGCAGGUGUUCGGUGGGUGAUGCAUUCCGCAGUGAAUGUCAGAUCCUGUGCAGCCAUCUCUCAGAACUGAGGACCACCACAGAUAAUAAACUGAGGCAAACGCUGUACACCGUCUGCCAAGAAUGGUUCCGAGUCUCCAGCCAGAAGUCGUCAUCCCCGGAUCUGGUGUCUGUUUAUCUAGACGAGAUCAGAUCGAUCAGCCCCCAGCUGCUGCAGAUGGUGGUCAACAUCGCGGACGAAAACGGGAAUACCGCCCUGCAUUACAGCGUGUCGCAUUCCAACUUCGCCAUCGUCAGUCUCCUCCUGGACACAGGAGUGUGCGACGUUGACCAUCAGAAUAAAGCAGGGUACACUCCCGUGAUGCUCACCCCUUUGGCGUCAGCAGAAACUGAAGACGAUAUGCAGGUUGUGAAGACUCUUCUCAGUCUUGGCGAUGUCAAUCUCACUGCCAGCCAGGGCGGGCAGACGGCGCUGAUGCUCGGUAUUAGCCAUGGCAGGUCGGACAUGGUAAAAGUUCUACUGGAGUGCGGGGCAGAUGUGAACUUGCAGGAUGAAGAUGGAGAAUCCGCUCUAAUGAUCGCCUGCCAGCUGGGAAACGUGGAAAUCGUCAAGCUUAUUUUGUCCCGACUGGACUGCGAUGUGGAACUGACGGACAAGGUUGGCAAUUCUGCAUUGUCCAUUGUUGCCGAAUCCGCCCCCAGUGAGAUUGCAGAACUCCUACAAGCCCACACAGAGCACCGGCGUUCCUGCCCCGCCGCUGACACGGGAAAAGGAGGCCCAUUGUAAACAAGGAUGGAGGACAAAAGACUCAUUCUUCUUUAAGUUAACUGCAAGAGAGCAGAUACCAUCCAUCUCUGCAUUGUCUUCAUUACACUAAAUAUUCCAAAUAUGUGUAUACAUAAG
This is a messenger RNA of Nanorana parkeri, 2962 nucleotides long. It is a transcript of the gene KANK4, whose product is annotated as KN motif and ankyrin repeat domains 4. Gene Ontology annotation, cellular component: cytoskeleton; cytoplasm. NCBI's taxonomy places the organism in Eukaryota, Metazoa, Chordata, Amphibia, Anura, Dicroglossidae. Gene Ontology annotation, biological process: negative regulation of actin filament polymerization. Gene Ontology annotation, molecular function: protein binding. Bases 68 to 2845 code for a protein of 925 amino acids. The transcript is spliced from 9 exons. The record is from RefSeq and is a predicted model, not a curated record.